CCAAGCCAAUGUGCCAACACUCAUGCUCAAAAAAAAAAAUGUGCCAACACUCCAACACCCUUCUGCACUUCCUCCGCCACGUCUCCUUCCCGCCGGAUGCGCACCUCCUGCCGUCCGCGCUCAAGUCAUGCCACGCGCAGCCCCUCGCCCGCGCGCUCCACGCGGCCGCCGCGGUCUCCGGCCUUGCGGAGGAUCCCUUCGUCGCCUCCUCGCUCCUCCACACCUACAUCCGCCUCGGAGCCACCAGCGCUGCCCGCGUUGUGUUCGAAAGAAUGCCGGACAAGAGUGUCGUGGGCUGGAGCGCACUCAUCGCCGGUUACUCUGCACGAGGUGACGCCGAGGUCGCGUGGGGCCUUCUGGAGCGGAUGCGAAGCGCUGGGGUCGAGCCAAAUGUGAUCACCUGGAAUGGACUGGUUUCCGGGCUGAACCGGAGCGGCAGCGCCCUCGACGCUGUCAAGGCACUUGUGAGGAUGCACGGGGAAGGGUUCUUGCCAGACGCCACCGGUGUCUCGUGUGCACUCUCUGCGGUCGGGGAUGUGAAAGAGGUCUCGGUUGGCGAGCAGCUGCAUGGAUAUGUGGUGAAGGCAGGGUGCAGGCUAGAUCAACAUGUGGUCACUGCGCUCAUUGACAUGUACGGCAAGUGUGGGCGUGCUGAUGAGAUUUCUCACGUGUUCUAUGAGUCCAGCCACAUGGAUGUUGCUUCCUGCAACGCUCUCGUCGCUGGGCUCUCUCGGAACGCCCAGGUCUCUGAGGCAUUGUUGUUGUUCAGCGAGUUUGUUAGCCGAGGAGUCGAGUUGAAUGUUGUGUCCUGGACCUCGAUUGUUGCCUGCUGUGUGCAGAAUGGGAAAGAUUUGGAAGCGGUUGAUCUUUUCAGGAAGAUGCAGUCAAAAGGGAUCGAGCCGAAUUCAGUCACGAUACCCUGCGUACUGCCAGCAUUUGCCAAUGUUGCUGCUCUUAUGCAUGGCCGGUCAGCACACUGUUUUUCUCUUAGGAAAGGAUUUCUUCAUGACGUUUACGUUGGCAGUGCGUUGGUGGACAUGUAUGCAAAGUGUGGCAAGGUCAGGUAUGCGAGGACGAUCUUCGAUGCAAUUCCGUCUAAAAAUACGGUUUCGUGGAAUGCGAUUAUUGGUGGCUAUGCAAUGCAUGGGGAGGCUGCAAAUGCUGUGCAGUUGUUCUGUUUGAUGCAGAAGUGCAAACAGAAGCCCGACCUAGUCACAUUUACCUGUGUCAUUAGUGCCUGUGGCCAAGCUGGCCUGACAGAGGAGGGGCGUCACUACUUCAAUGAAAUGCAGCAUAGUCAUGGCAUUUCCCCUAGGAUGGAGCAUUAUGCAUGUAUGGUUACUCUGUUAGGACGGGCUGGCAAGCUUGAUGAGGCAUACGAUCUCAUAAAUGAGAUGCCAUUUGAGCCAGAUGGUUGUAUUUGGGGGUCCUUGCUGGGCUCUUGCAGGGUUUAUGGAAAUGUUUUCCUAGCCGAAGUCGCAGCAGAAAAGCUAUUUGAACUAGAGCCAGAAAAUACCGGCAACUAUGUCCUGCUUUCCAACAUUUAUGCGUCUAAAAAAAUGUGGGACGGGGUAAACAGAGUGAGGGAUCAGAUGAAGAAUAUGGGAUUGAAGAAAGAAAAGGGUUGCAGUUGGAUAGAGAUCAAGAACAAGGUGCACAUGUUGUCAGCUGGUGACAGUUCACACCCCAUGAUGACUGCAAUAACGGAGAAACUAAAGCAGCUUACCAUUGAGAUGAGCAGGCUGGGCUUUGCACCGAGCACAGAUUUUGUCCUGCAUGAUGUGGAAGAACAAGAAAAGGACGAUAUCCUUGCUGUGCACAGUGAAAAGCUGGCUGUUGCAUUGGGCCUCAUAAGCACGAGCCCAGGAACACCCCUCCGGGUGAUAAAGAACCUCCGGAUUUGUGGCGAUUGCCACGAAGCAAUGAAGUUCAUAUCAUGUUUUGAGGGGAGGGAGAUAUCUGUUAGAGACACUAACAGGUUUCAUCACUUCAAGGAUGGGAAAUGUUCUUGUGGGGAUUACUGGUGAUUUUUCCUGCCCUGACUUACUGUCUGUACAACAACUUGGUGUAGGAAGGUGAAUGAGCAUGCAUGUCCCCCUACAUUAUGGUGGAUAUUGUUUUCAUGAGGUAAUGUAAAAUCAUUAUAUCCAAAGUAAGAAACAGAAUCCAACAUGCGGACCUGUGCAUUAUAUGCAGAAUCAAAGAAAAAGUUCACUCCUGUGCUAUGUGAUGUCUCCAGUUGCAAUUUCAGUUUUCUUAAUACCAUGUUGCUACUAUUUUCGUCAGUCUCAGUUUUAUUACCUAAUCAUUCUGAUCUACAACACACCAUUAUCUGCUGUUUUCCAAAGGAGAACUUUAUUUCAACUCUACACGCCACCAUGGGCUUCACCUUGAGUUAGUUGUUUUACCUAGAGACUGAUUGGUAUCCAAGCAAGG
Messenger RNA from Triticum dicoccoides, 2436 nucleotides. RefSeq names its product pentatricopeptide repeat-containing protein At1g20230-like. Gene Ontology annotation, molecular function: zinc ion binding; protein binding; RNA binding. The record is from RefSeq and is a predicted model, not a curated record. NCBI's taxonomy places the organism in Eukaryota, Viridiplantae, Streptophyta, Magnoliopsida, Poales, Poaceae. The transcript has a single exon. Gene Ontology annotation, biological process: RNA modification. Bases 9 to 2027 code for a protein of 672 amino acids.